Molecule: messenger RNA, 1823 nt
Organism: Syzygium oleosum
Lineage: Eukaryota; Viridiplantae; Streptophyta; Magnoliopsida; Myrtales; Myrtaceae
Product: transcription factor bHLH18-like
Exons: 5
Coding region: 169-1206 (345 amino acids)
Molecular function (GO): protein dimerization activity
Source: RefSeq, a predicted model, not a curated record
UGACCUUGUUUUCUUUUGCCUUGUUCCUUCCCUUGAUUAGCACGAAGUACUGGAAUGUUUUCAACUCUAAUCAAUCUUUCUGCAUACACGUAAAUCCAACAUUGAGUAUAGAUUUCUCCUUCAGUGUGAUUAGAGGACCCAGAAGAAGAAGAAGAAGGUGGUGAUCCGAUGGAGAUCUUAUCGCCGAGAAUAUUUCCCGACAUGGUUGAAGAUGCAGCUUAUUUCCAUCACCAUCAUCAUCAGCAACAAUUGAAAUCUUCCUUGUCACUUGAUGAUGAGUUCGAUUUGUUCCAUCCACAUUUUCCUUCAGAGCCCUGCUCGAACUCGCUGCCAUCCUAUUUACUCCCUCUUAUUAGCCCCGAGACGAUGCCCUGUUUCACCGCACGAUCUGUUGAAACUCCUCAAGCGCUCACGGAGAGGCCCCGGAAACAGCUCAAGACCGAGAGCCGCACCUCUCUGUGCGCAACAGAGCACAAAACGACGACUUGCAACACAGCAAUGUUGCCGUCUCCUUCUACUGAUUCCCACUUGAUAUCUUUCGGGAACCCUGAUUCAUCUCCAGCCAUAUCCGAUCAGUUCUAUGGUACUUAUCAAAUCCAAGAUUGCGAGGGACCAAAGAUGAAAACUGCCGGCGCAACGAGCAGGAUGCCGGUACACGCACAAGAGCAUGUGCUAGCCGAGAGGAAGCGCCGCGAGAAGAUCAGCCAGCAUUUCAUCGCGCUCUCAGCCAUCAUUCCGAACCUUAAGAAGAUGGACAAGGCUUCCAUCCUCGAGGAUGCCAUCAAGUACUUGAAAGAGCUUCAACAACACGUCAAGGCACUCGAGGAGGAGGUGGCAACGAAGACCGUGGAGUCGAUCGUCGUGGUGAAGAAGUCCCAACUCGUCACGGAUGACGGCAUGUCUUCUUCGUCCGACGAGAACUCCUGCAAUCAAAUUGACAAGCAACUCUCGCUCCCGGAAAUCGAGGCACGAGUCUCCGGAAAGUGCGUCCUCAUCAAAAUCCAUAGUGAGAAGCGUAACGGUUUUAUAUCGAAAAUGAUCGGCGAAAUAGAGAAACUGAACCUAACAGUCCUGAACAGUUUUGUCCUGCCCUUUGGGAGUUCCAUACUGGAUGUUACCAUCUUAGCUCAGAUGGACGUGGGAUUCAACUUGAAAAUGGGGGAUCUCGUGAGGAAUCUGCGUCAAUCUCUUCUGGAUCUCAUGUGAUCUCAAGCAAAAUUCUCAUCUCAUCAGGAGCUGGCGAGCAACAACUUUCAAACCCUAAUAAUAACACCCGCUGAUUCCAUUUCCUUUUUGUUUUUUUGGUUCAGAGAGUUUGAGAUCUUCGAGGAGGAAGAAAGGUGCCCGUGAAUCACUCUCUCUGGUCAGACCACACCAAACUCUUUGCGAACGCCAAAGCAUUGGCUUUGGCUUUUUAGUCUGGAGUCACUAUUAUUUUGCUGGUGGGUUUUUUUCUCCUUAGUUUUUGCGUGAUUGACCCGUUGACCACGUUCAAAAAAACCCACCUGCUGUGUUAGGAAAGUCUCCAGGAAUUUUUUUUAUGAGGGGUUCCUCUCUAUCAAACUUGAUUUUGAAUGUGGUGUUUCUUCGAGAGGAAAAAACUGGCACUCAAGUUUUCUUUUUCAUAAGGUCGAAUCAGCUUUUGAGUCUGUCUCAAGAGAUGCGCUUUGUCGUUUAGUGCGCUUCUAGGAAUCGAAUCCUUGUGGUGUACAAUCCUACCUCUCCACUUGUGUUUAAUUUGUUGUACAUCGAUGGUUGAUUAAUGUGUUGUGAUGUACUCGUCUGUCAACAUUUGAAUGUGAAUCCAAGAUCAGCAUCACUUC